GCCCCGUCCGGUUCUGAGUGGCUGUGCGCCGAGCUCUGGGAGGACAAUGUGGCGCGCAAGCUGCGGGCGCUGCUGCUAUCUCGCUGCUAACUGCUGCGUCUGCUAUGAGCUCCGGCGCUGGCGGCCGCCCCUGGAGGAAAACCAAUUCUGUGUCCACGGGGGACCACAGCCCAGUUCUGCCCCAGGCAAAACAUGGCCUGGAGCUUCCAGGCAGGACAGGCCUUCGGCACGCAGACCACCGAGGACAGGAAGGAACCCCUGCACUUGAUCAUCAGCAGCACAGAGAGCUUGCAGGGUUCUACUUCCAAACAUGAGUUUUAGGCCGAGACAAAGAAGCUUUUGGUCAUCUUUGCCCGGUCCUUCUGCUCAGAAAAAGAGACGUUUAUACGGGAGCUGAUCUCCAAUGCCAGCGAUGCCUUGGAAAAACUGCGUUACAAACUGGUGUCUGACGGCCAAGCCCUGCCAGAAAUGGAGAUUCACUUGUGGACCAAUGCCCGGAAAGGCACCAUCAUCAUCCAGGAUACUGGCAUCAGGAUGACACAGGAAGAGCUGGUGUCCAACCUGGGGACGAUCGCCAGAUCGGGGUCAAAGGCCUUCCUGGAUGCUCUGCAGAACCAGGCUGAGGCCAGCACCAAGAUCAUCGGCCAGUUUGUAGUGGGUUUCUCGGCCUUCAUGGUGGCUGAUAGAGUGGAGGUCUAUUCCCACUCGGAAUCCCCGGGGAGCCCUGGUUACCAGUGGCUUUCUGACAGCUCCAGAGGAUUUGAAAUCGUGGAAGCUUCGGGAGUUAGAACUGUUCUCACUUACACGUGGGAUCUGAAUGAUGAGAAUGCAUGGACGCAUGAAGGGGAACAACACACACUGGGGCCUUUUGGAGGCCUUUUGGAGGCCGGGAUGGAGAACAUCAGGAAAACUAGCUAAUGGAUGCUGGGCUUAAUGUCUAGGCGAUGCAACGAUCUGUGCUGCAAACCACCAUAACACUCAUUGACCUAAAUAACAAACCUGCACAUCCUCCACAUGUAACCCUGAACUUAAAAUAAAUGUUAAAGUAAAAAACUAAUAAAAUGAUGCAUGCAUAGAGAUAAAUAAUAGGUAUUCAAUACUUAUAGAAGUGGACCAUUUGUUAAGCCUUCUUAAAUCUUAGUUUGUCACCUUUAUAGUAAGUGAGAAAACAAACAAAAAAAGUUAUUAAGGGAAAUGUUUCUAGUGACUAAAAUGGCAGCAGAGGUAGAUAUUUGUUCAACAUCUUUCUUGGGCCAUGUAUUAUCCAUUAUGUUGCAGCAAAAACAACAAAAAAAAAAGAUGUCUAGUCACUGUCAACAAGGAGAAUAUAACCUAAUAAAAGAGAAACAUUUUAUAAAUUAUAGUUUUCUUCUGACAAGAUGAAUUAGAAAAGACAAAUGUAUUUACAAUCUGCUGAGAGAAAUGUGUGGCAUGGAGGGAGAGAAAACUGGAAAAAGGAACAGACAGGGUUGAAUCCGUGCCUGUUGUAGUAGGAAUAAGAACCAGCCAUGUCUUCUGCAGGUUGGAAGUUUGAAGGAAACGCAGCAAGAUAUGAAUUUCAACAAGCAUAUUUGAACUAGAUAAUGAAGAGUUUUAAAAGACACACUUUGGAAUUUGAACUUUGAUAUUUUGGCAUUUAAAAAAUUAGAAGUUU
This is a messenger RNA of Callithrix jacchus (white-tufted-ear marmoset), 1654 nucleotides long. NCBI's taxonomy places the organism in Eukaryota, Metazoa, Chordata, Mammalia, Primates, Cebidae. The record is from RefSeq and is a predicted model, not a curated record.